Marchantia polymorpha subsp. ruderalis is the source of this 2356-nucleotide messenger RNA. NCBI's taxonomy places the organism in Eukaryota, Viridiplantae, Streptophyta, Marchantiopsida, Marchantiales, Marchantiaceae. The record is from the annotation of a GenBank genome assembly.
GACAUACAAAAAGGAUUUCAUGUCCACGUUAGACUCCUCCUGGUUCAAUACGUGGGCCCAGUACAGUCGACGCAGGUCCAGAUCACGACCACAAUCGCGAGUCAUUCGGACGAUUCCCCGACUUGUUCGAUCGGCAGAGUUCAUUCUGGUUUGAAUGUGCUCGGUCUCGUGGACGCGCCGAUAUGGAGUCAGUUGGAUGUGUUUAAAUUUGUCGAAUCGAGGGUGGCGAUCUCGCGCGUCUUCUUUCUUGAGGACAGGCAUCUGAAGCUUCCUAUUCUUCAAUUCCGGCGAUUCUUCGCUUUGUCGAGUUUGUCGGAAACGAUGUUUGGCAGUAGAUGGCGCAGUGUUUUCCAUAAAGCCAGCGGAAGUCUUCUUCGUCAUCACCGUGCAGCUGGCACAUAUGUUUUCAGUGACGUGAAGGCAGAACUUGUCAAAUGCAAAUGGGAUGCCAUUGUUGUCGGAGGCGGGCACAAUGGGCUUACUGCCGCUGCUUACUUAGCUCGAGCAGGGGUCAAAGUCGCUGUUUUGGAGAGAAGGUCUGUGCUGGGGGGUGCUGCUGUUACCGAAGAGAUUUUUCCAGGAUUUAAAUUUUCACGCUGCAGUUAUGUGCAAAGUCUCCUCCGCCCUACUAUUAUCAGGGACCUACAACUUUUCAAACAUGGGCUGAAGUUGCUGCCUCGAGUUCCAUCUUCAUUCACGCCGACUACCGAUGGAAAUUCGUUGCUCUUGGGAGCAGAUAUGGAGUUCAAUCAGUCGCAGAUUUCGAAGUUUUCGAAACACGACGCAUCUGCUUUUCCAGGUUAUGUGGAGCAGCUGGAAAGGUUUUGCGCUAUCAUGGAUCCUCUACUCGAUGUCGCACCUCCGGAGAAAAGAGUGGGCCGAAGUAUUACGCGAGGAAGGUUAUGGGAGGGACUUGAAACCACGAAAGUCUUUGCUGGACUUUUGCGGCGCUUCGCAGCAGCUGGGCCGGCAGACACCCUGGCAUUUAUGGAAUUACUGCUUGCUCCAGCUUCAAAAGUUCUUGACGGCUGGUUUGAGUCAGAUAUUUUGAAGGCUACGUUGGCUACAGAUGCGGUUAUUGGAGCAAUGGUCAGUGUUAAAUCUCCAGGAACAGGUUAUGUACUCCUGCAUCAUGUUAUGGGAGAGACUGAUGGUGCAAGAGGAGUAUGGUCCUAUGUAGAAGGAGGAAUGGGAGGAGUUUCUAAAGCAUUAGCUGGGGCUGCAGUCGAAGCAGGGGCUACUUUGGUAACUGAAGUAGAGGUCGAACAUUUCAAGCUGAAAGCUGGUUCAGAAAAUGAAGCUGUUGACGGGGUUGUGUUAGCAGAUGGAACUGAAAUCUUCGCCGAUCGAGUCCUAUCAAAUGCUACACCUUAUGUGACAUUUCUGAAAUUGUUACCUGCGGAUGUUCUCCCCCAAGAUUUCUUAAAGCGCAUUAAAACUAUCGACUACAAGUCGGGAACCACCAAAAUAAACGUUGCCGUGGACUCGCUUCCCCUGUUUUCUGCUUGCAAGUCAUCGAAAAAUAUUCCUGGACCAGAACAUCAAGGAACAAUUCACCUUGGAGCAGAUAGUAUGCAGGAACUUGACGAGGCAUACAAAGAUGCUCUAAACGGACGACCUUCAGCAAGACCUUUGAUUGAACUUACUAUUCCAUCCGCAGUGGACCCUACGAUCGCUCCUCCUGGAAAGCAUGUCAUCAACAUGUUCGUGCAGUAUACACCUUUUCAUCUGGCAGAAGGAAGCUGGCAAGAUCAGGAAACUAGAGCAGCCUUUGCAAAGAAAUGUUUUUCUAUAGUGGAUGAGUACGCUCCUGGAUUCAGUUCAUCUAUUGUAGGUUAUGACAUGCUCACACCACCUGAUCUGGAGAGGAUUUUUGGUCUCACAGGUGGGAAUAUUUUCCAUGGAGAAAUGGGAUUGGAUGCCCUCUUUCUUCUUCGUCCCAUCAAAGGCUGGGCCCAUUAUCGAACUCCACUGGCUGGGUUGUAUCUCUGUGGUGCCGGUGCACAUCCUGGAGGAGGUGUGAUGGGAGCUCCAGGAAGAAAUGCGGCUAACGUGGUUUUGCAGGAUAUGGGAAGGUAGGUUUGCUGUGCACGUUUACGGAAUUUUGGAAGUCAACACUUCCGCCGAUUUAUACUCCAUAUAUUUGGUACUAAGCCUCUCUAUGCAUUCUGGUUGGCAGAGCAGGCCUGAUAGUCUGCAGAAAGUGGUCAAGAUACAGUGUACAGAAACUGGAAUCUGACUAAGAAGCCUUCAAAUACAUGUAUAAAGGUCUAAAACUUUGGGUAUUUUACCAUCGUCCAGUUAUGUGGUUUAUGGCGAGGUUAAGAUUUUAUAUAUUUAUUUUACUUAUGACUGG